CGACCUCGAUCCUUUGUAUCCCUGUAAUCCAAUUAACAUCCUGUCUCGACCGCCGAAGAAGGAAAUGCUCUGGAAACUCCCAAGCCACCUCUGUUGGACGCAAACGUCAGUGCCCCAUAUGAAGCAGCCACAUUCCAAGCUACCCAUCGCCCUGCAUGACGUUUCGUGAUGAUCUCCUGCCUUUCUUGUGAGUUUUGGAGAAUGAACCUGUUUUCAGGGUCUCACGACAAGAUACGAGUAUCUCCAUCCUUAGAGUGACAGACUUGUCCGAUCAAUGUGUAUAUAAAUCUAACCGUUGUCGACCCUAUACUCCUUUCCUUAUCAUCCAACAAACAAGCAACCAACCCACUAAACAACAACUACUACUACUACUUCGAGUCAAAGACUCUAUAGCCAAAAACAACCUUCAAACCCUAUCUUUCAAACCUACAUUCUACUCAUCCAUUCAUCCAUCAUGCCUAUCAUGCGCCGCACUCACCACACUACUGCUCCCCGCACAACCCGCACUACUCGUGCUCCACGCACCACCACCACCGCUCGUCCAAGCAUGAAGACGAGACUUCUUGGUGGAGGACGGACUACCCGUACCCAUCGUACACCGGCAACUACCACCACUACCACGACCACCACUAAGACCACUCGCCAUCAUGGUGCCGCUCCCGUGGGCCACCACCAUCACCAGAAGCGACAUGCCACCAUGGGAGACAAGGUCUCUGGUGCCCUCAUGAAGUUGAGGGGAUCUUUGACUCGUCGUCCGGGUUUGAAGGCUGCUGGCACUCGCCGCAUGCACGGUACAGAUGGACGUACCACUCGCCGCCACCACUUGUAAAUUAUUGAUGAUUGAGCGUUUCAACUAGUGGGGGAGUUAUGAAGUGGCUGUAAUGAUAUUAUCAGAUAUUGGUUGAACGGACAUGAUUACAUGAUUGUACGAUAGUAAUUGUUGAUACCCUCAUAUUGAGUACAUUAUUUCACCAAAC
Molecule: messenger RNA, 977 nt
Organism: Aaosphaeria arxii CBS 175.79
Lineage: Eukaryota; Fungi; Ascomycota; Dothideomycetes; Pleosporales
Exons: 2
Coding region: 455-829 (124 amino acids)
Source: RefSeq, a predicted model, not a curated record